AUGGCUGAUCCUAUAAAUAUAACUAACAGUGACAUUAUUAAUAGGGAGGAGAAGCUUAACUCAAAAUUAUCCCUUGCCUUAAAUAAACGCAAACGAGAAAACAGCAAAAAUAAUAAGCCACCAAAGCAAAAGAAGGUCAAAGAAUCAUUCGCAUCAAAAAAAGAUGUUGAUAUAAAUUUUAAGUAUUUAACAAUAAAUAUUGAUCAAAGAUUAGCUGAAAUCACUAUUCAGAAAGGACCUAGAUAUAACAUUGAGGUUCUUAAGGAAUUUGAACAAGCCCUAAUAUAUGUUGAUGGAAGAAAAGACAUAUCAGUAACAUUGGUUACAUCUCAAUGUGGCACAUUGUGCUCGUCAUUAGACUUAAAGACCACUAUUGGAAGAUGA
This is a messenger RNA of Parnassius apollo (apollo), 384 nucleotides long. Lineage: Eukaryota; Metazoa; Arthropoda; Insecta; Lepidoptera; Papilionidae. The record is from the annotation of a GenBank genome assembly.